Pocillopora meandrina is the source of this 1063-nucleotide messenger RNA. The record is from the annotation of a GenBank genome assembly. Lineage: Eukaryota; Metazoa; Cnidaria; Anthozoa; Scleractinia; Pocilloporidae.
AUGGAUUCGCGAACUGCCUUCGCCCUUUUUUAUGUUUUUGUCUUAGCAAUUCCUGGUUUUGUGUUGGCUUCCAAUUCUAGAAGGUGGAACUGCCCCUUCGACUCCAGAUGUGGAAGAAAACAAAAGGUUUGCCAUUAAUUACUAUUUGCUUCAACUUUUUAACCCAUACGUUUUUAGACUUUUUCUGAAUUCGUAUUUCCAAAAAGAAAAUUCUUGAGUUCUGCCGUGGAAAAACAAAUUCUCUUUUUUAUAAAAACAAUCAGGGAUGCUUUUCAGAUGACAUACACUAAUAUUCUUCCGAAAACUUUACUACUAACUGAAAUAGUGACCUGUCAAACAAAUCAAUAGACAAGUUGUUAAUGAACCAUGACAACCUAUCACGACCACAGGUUUUUUUUUUUUUUUUUUUUUUUUUUUUUAUUCUUUGUUCAUGUGCGAUCGGAACGCUUUGGAAAGGGAAAAAAAAAAAAAAAAAAACAAUUUGAAAAAGACACUUCACACUGACAGUUCUUCUUGGAGCGUCACUGGGUUAUCGACAGAGUGUCAAAAUCCUGGGGAGGGGAGGGUAACUCUGCGAUGGACUGUUAUCUCGUUGACAAGGGAAGGAGGGCAGAGUGUAGCUGUAAUUCUAAUUGCUUAACGGAGUCUCGUACCCAGACGUUCCACGGCCAAGAGGUGGUAGGUCUUACAUUUCAGUUACAUGGUAGGAUCUGGGUACGAGAUUACGCUUUAUGCUAUAGAAAACGGGUUACGUUCAUUGAGAUGAACCCUGUACAACUAACUUCAGUUAUCUUUCACUAUUAAAAAAUUUACUUUUGGUGAUCUUUGUCCUAGUUGAGGCGAAAUGAAGCCGUUGUUAGCCAUCUUGAAAGAAACAUGAUAUUAAGGCCGGGGGAGGAAGUGACGGAAAACGUGAGAGGACUGGACUCUAAAGAUAUCGCAGUGGCUGAUGGGAAUGAUAAAGAACGGAAGUAAAUGUUAACCCUUGCUAAACCGAAAAAAUAAUAAGUAAACCACAGUAGAUAAGAGACAAUGAAUAAAUAGAAUCAAAUCUGAAAUUAGC